Molecule: messenger RNA, 840 nt
Organism: Capsella rubella
Lineage: Eukaryota; Viridiplantae; Streptophyta; Magnoliopsida; Brassicales; Brassicaceae
Product: 40S ribosomal protein S11-3
Exons: 6
Coding region: 80-559 (159 amino acids)
Biological process (GO): translation
Cellular component (GO): ribosome; cytosolic small ribosomal subunit
Molecular function (GO): structural constituent of ribosome
Source: RefSeq, a predicted model, not a curated record
AGGGCCAUGUCGAGUAAUUAGGGUUUUUGGUUUUCGUCAGGAGAUUUACGGUUAAGGUUCCUCUACACUUCAACCAACAAUGGCGGAGCAGACGGAGAAGGCGUUUCUGAAGCAACCAAAAGUUUUCUUAAGCUCGAAGAAAUCUGGUAAGGGAAAGAGGCCUGGCAAAGGAGGUAAUCGUUUCUGGAAGAACAUUGGUCUCGGUUUCAAGACUCCCAGAGAGGCUAUUGAAGGAGCUUACAUUGACAAAAAAUGUCCCUUUACUGGCACGGUUUCAAUCAGAGGCCGCAUUUUGGCAGGUACUUGUCACAGUGCAAAGAUGCAGAGGACAAUUAUUGUUCGUAGGAACUAUCUUCACUUUGUGAAGAAAUAUCAAAGAUAUGAGAAACGGCACUCAAACAUUCCUGCUCAUGUUUCGCCCUGCUUCCGUGUCAAAGAAGGAGAUCAUGUUAUCAUUGGGCAAUGCAGGCCACUGUCAAAGACGGUGAGAUUCAAUGUGCUCAAGGUCAUUCCAGCUGGAAGCUCUGCUAUUGGGAAGAAAGCAUUCGCUGGAAUGUAAAGAGGCUGAUAAGGUGCAAUCGUUUCAGAAAGAGUAGUAUUUUCCUAAGCGGUUUUGACUUGGUUUAUUGGAUUCGUUCAAUUCCUAUGUUGUAUCAUGAAGAGAUACCAGGAUAUUUUCUGUAUUUUUUAGCUGCAAGAGUGUGUCUCAAAGCCUAAUCUCUCUUUCUAUCUUAGGAAUAGUCUUUUGUGAUGGAAUGAAGCUUUGUGUUUAGGGAUAAGUCAUGUAUACUCCAGUGUUCCCCAAUUUUAGUUCUAAUAAUGAUAUUCAAAAGAAAAUAA